CUGCCACCGAGACAGUACUUCAGGUUUGAAAAUGAACACACAAAUAAAAAAGAUUUGAGGAAUGAAUUCAUGGCAUUACUAGCCAUUGUUAGGAACCUUCGAUUCCGCAAAGGAACUCCCAACUUCUCUCAAAUCCCAUAUCUUCUUCCUCGCCAAUUCACUUCGCAAUUAAACCCUUCCUUCGUUCGGGCAUUUCAUCGAACACCUUGCAGACGACCCGAUUACGCCCCUCAAUUGAGCUUCUUCCCGCAAGAUCAAUCUCAAUCUCAGGUCCGGAGCAUUUCCCGAAAGAUUAAUUUCUCGGAUUGGGCAGAAGAAGUUCGUGGAGACGCCCAAUUAGGUCUCGGUGAAGUGUUGGAGAGAGUUCGGAAGGCUAAGGACUUCGCUUCUGGUGAUGAAGCCGUGGCGUUUCUCGACGGUUGUGGCGUCAAACCGGAUAAGGAUUUCAUCUUUUCGUGUGUUUGGGGAUUGAGAGAGGAGUGGAAAUUGGCGUAUUUGGUGUUCAAAUGGGGCGAGAAAUGGGAGUGUCUGGCUGAAAGGACUUGGUGGCUGGUAAUAUGGGUGUUGGGUAGCCAUAAGAAGUUCAGCACUGCUUGGACUUUGAUUCGUGAGCUUCACCGAGAUGCUUCCAUUGAUGCUCAACAAGCAAUGCUGAUCAUGAUUGACAGGUAUGCUGCGGCGAACUAUCCCGACAAGGCAAUCGAGACCUUCCACUUAAUGCAGAAGUUCAAGUUUUCGCCAGAGCAAGAAUCAUACUUCACAUUCUUGGACAUUCUUUGCAGACACGGGAACAUCGAAGAGGCAGAAGAGUUCAUGUUUGUCAACAAGAAGUUCUUCCCAUUAGAAAUCGAGACCUUCAACAUAAUUCUAAACGGAUGGUGUAACAUACUCAAGGACAUCUACGAAGCCAAACGCGUGUGGCGGGAAAUGUCGAGCUGCUGUAUCGAGCCGGACGGGACGUCGUAUACGCACAUGAUUUCCUGCUACGCAAACGUGGAUAACCUAUUCGAUUCGCUAAGAUUGUACGAUCAGAUGAAGAGAAGGGGUUGGACUCCCGGGGCGGAGGUAUAUCAUUCGUUGAUUUACGUACUAACGCGUGCGAAUUGCCUAGACGAGUCUUUUAAAAUUGUCGAUAGGAUGAAAGCGACGGGUUUGGAAUUGAGCUCGACAACUUAUAAUCUUAUGAUACGUCCUCUUUGUGAAGCUAAUAAGUUUGAAGAGGCGAGAGGUGUAUUAGCCCGGAUGUUUAACGAAGGUAUUAAUCCGAGCGUCGACACUUACCACGCGAUGAUUUUGGGCGAGAAUUUAUACGGCACUUUGGGGGUUUUUGACCAUAUGAAGAAAGUUGGUUUGGGACCGGACCGGACGACUUUUAUUCUUGUUCUUGAAAGGUUCUUUCGGUUAGGCGAACCCCAAAAUGCAUUAGAGAUAUGGUCGAAAAUGGAUGAUUAUGGAGUGAAGCCAGACGAGACACAUUAUGUUAUUUUUGUAAAAGGAUUGGCGAAAUGCGGGCUUAUGAGCGAAGCCAAGAAGUUCUAUAGUGAGAUGACAUCUAUUGGGCUCGACGAUCCUUCGAUCAAGAAAUUGUUAGUAGGAAUGAAGACGGGAUCCGGGGCAAGAAAAAAUACGGGGGAGAUGACCAUUGUGAGGUGUGUAAAGAAAGGGAAAGGAUUGCGGCGCGGAAAGAAUAAAGCUUCCCGUUGAUCGUGAAAGAAGAGACAAUGUCGAAGUGACCUUAAAUUAUCAUGUUCUUGUGAGUCGAAUGAGAAAUGUUGAUAGGGUGAAUUUGGUUUGUGUUUGUAUUUUAUGUUUAAAUAGUACUCCCUCUGUCCUAAACAAGGUGCAACUUUUACU
Molecule: messenger RNA, 1854 nt
Organism: Andrographis paniculata
Lineage: Eukaryota; Viridiplantae; Streptophyta; Magnoliopsida; Lamiales; Acanthaceae
Product: pentatricopeptide repeat-containing protein At1g80880, mitochondrial
Exons: 2
Coding region: 70-1704 (544 amino acids)
Molecular function (GO): protein binding
Source: RefSeq, a predicted model, not a curated record